GCUUGUGUGAGUCACGCCUGUUGCACGUGAUGUUUAUUAGAAAUAUUGUUAACGCCGUCAAAUACAAUAUAGCCACGACCACUUCGACAGGAAUGUACGAUUGAAAUGAAGAAAAUUUUCUCUUCAUUCCAUUAAAUUCGGUAUUUUAUAUUUAUUCGGAAUACCGAAAUAUUAUAUUAUAUUAGCUUACUGUUUAAAAAAUGGCUUCAGCCUUUGUUGGAAAAAUUUGGUUGUAUGGGCUUUGUUCCUUUUGCCAAUAGACGAAUAAAAAGGGGUUAAAGAAAUUAUGCGUGAAUUUGUUUGUAAACAAUAAAAGAGCGCGGUUUUCUGUUGUUGAUCUUAUGUCUCAUUAAAUGUUAACAUUAAAGUUACUUUUAGGUACGGUGUUAGAUUAGAUUUCUACUAACUGCCAAAUGUGAAAAUAUAUUUAAGCAAAUAUACAAUGCCAGAUAACCUAUCAAGUGUAUGUGUCGAUAACAUAGUAGAGAAAUGUUUGAAAACAUACGAACAACUACCCAAAAAAGGAAAACCUGCCGAUGACGAAUGGACGGUGCUAUCUUGCAUUGUAAAAUAUGAAACUGAACAUGAUACGAUCGAAGUAUUAUCCUUAGGAACUGGGUCUAAAUGUAUUGGCGCUACAAAAAUGUCGCCACUCGGAGACUUGCUCAAUGACAGUCACGCUGAAGUGUUCGCUCGACGCGGGUUUAUACAUUAUCUAUUCCAAAAUAUCGAAAAGGCUACCAACAAUCUUGAUUCUAUAUUCAUUAAAACGGAUAGCAAGCUAAAAUUAAAAGACAGCAUAGAAUUUAUAUUUUAUUCUUCACAAUUACCUUGUGGUGACGCAUCUAUUAUACCUAAGAAUGGUGAAGAGCAAGAGGACCACUUUGGUGAUCUAAUCAAGGUUAAAAGAAAGGCAGAUGAGAGCAACUGUGUGCGUGACACUAAAAGACUAAAAUUAAGUGAUAUUCAUCGAACCGGUGCAAAAUGCCUUUCAAAUGCAGAACAGGACCUUAAAAUUCCUGGAAAAGAUUAUCAUGUUUUAGGUCAGGUUAGAACUAAGCCUGGAAGAGGUGAUAGAACACUAUCAGUGUCUUGUAGUGAUAAAAUAGCUAGGUGGGUUCACCUUGGUAUACAUGGUGCUCUUUUGGACUUAAUAUGUGAACCUGUUUAUAUAAAACAUUUCAUAUUUGGUGCAUCUGUACCAUAUUGUGAAGAAUCAUUAAAUAGGGCAAUUUUAAAAAGGAGUAAUGAAUUCAAUAACACCAGAGCUCCAAAAUUUUACCAGUCUUCAAUAACAUUUUCAGAUAUAAAAUCAGAAGGAAAGUAUAGACCUGCUCCAGGUAGCAUAGUUUGGAUAAAUCUUACUAAUCCGAUUUUAGAAGUGGCAGUUCAAGGCAGAAAGCUGGGUUUGACAAAAAAAGGAAAGUCAAUUUCACCUGACGCAUCACUGAUUAUCAGUAAAUACAACAUAUACAAAAUAUUUCUGAAAUUAUUAAAUAGGAACAAGGAGUUAAAAGUGUCAAUUUUUGGAGAUGAAAGUAUAGAAAAUAUACCAUACAAUAAAAUGAAGAUAAAAUCUAAACAAUAUAGAGAUCGAUGGGAAAAUCUCAAAGAAAAUUUCUUUAGAAUCUGGACAGUCAAGGCUGACAUGUGGGAUUUCUGUGUAAAAAUACUCUAGUUUUAUUAAAUGUUUGAUACAGA
This is a messenger RNA of Bombyx mori (domestic silkworm), 1701 nucleotides long. It is a transcript of the gene Adat1, whose product is annotated as tRNA-specific adenosine deaminase 1. The transcript has 2 exons. Gene Ontology annotation, biological process: tRNA processing. The record is from RefSeq and is a predicted model, not a curated record. The coding region runs from base 443 to 1678 and encodes 411 amino acids. Gene Ontology annotation, molecular function: tRNA-specific adenosine deaminase activity; RNA binding. Lineage: Eukaryota; Metazoa; Arthropoda; Insecta; Lepidoptera; Bombycidae.